Messenger RNA from Diospyros lotus (date-plum), 1441 nucleotides. Its product is annotated as purple acid phosphatase 17-like. The record is from RefSeq and is a predicted model, not a curated record. Lineage: Eukaryota; Viridiplantae; Streptophyta; Magnoliopsida; Ericales; Ebenaceae. Gene Ontology annotation, molecular function: ferric iron binding; ferrous iron binding; acid phosphatase activity. The transcript is spliced from 7 exons. The coding region runs from base 136 to 1119 and encodes 327 amino acids.
UCAAUUUCCGAAUAACUUCUCUUAACCCACCAAACAUUACUCACCUUGCAGCCUUGCUUGCUAGUUGCUUCCUCCCCCUCUAUAUAAUUCCUUCUGCUUUCUUCUUUUCAUAUAUAGCUCUAUCUAUCUGCGAUCAUGGCCGCCAUGAAUAAUGCUCUCUUGCUCGCCUUCUGGUUCGGGCUGUGCUUGGUGUCCAUAACCGCUGAGCUGCCCAGAUUUCAACACCCGCCCAAAGACGAUGGCUCCAUCAGCUUUCUGGUGGUUGGCGACUGGGGAAGACGAGGCCAGUUCAACCAAUCCCAAGUCGCUCUUCAGAUGGGAAGGAUCGGGGAGGAGCUAGACAUCGACUUCGUGGUCUCGACCGGCGACAAUUUCUACGAUAAUGGGUUGACUGGAGAGCAUGACGCCGCGUUCGAGCAGUCGUUUACCAGAGUCUACACCGCCACCAGCCUGCAGAAGCAGUGGUACUCCAUAUUGGGGAACCAUGAUUACAGGGGAGAUGCGGAAGCACAGUUAAGCCAUCUGCUCAGGAGAAUCGAUACCAGAUGGCUUUGCUUAAGAUCUUUCCUCGUUAAUGCAGAAAUAGCGGAGUUGUUCUUGGUGGAUACGACGCCCUUUGUGGACAUGUACUUCACCGAUGCCGAGGAUCAUACCUAUGACUGGCGAGGUUUCACUUCUCGGGAGCUUUACACCGCAACCCUCUUGAAGGAAGUGGAGUCAGCAUUGAAGGAAUCGAGGGCCAGAUGGAAGAUAGUGGUGGGCCAUCACGCAAUCAGAAGUAUUGGCCAUCACGGGGACACCCCGGAGCUCGUCCGCCGUCUGCUCCCUAUUCUUCGGGCUAAUAAUGUCGACUUCUAUAUGAACGGGCAUGAUCAUUGUCUAGAGCACAUUAGCGACACUGAAAGCCCCAUCCAAUUCUUGACGAGUGGAGCAGGGUCCAAGGCAUGGAGGGGAGACGUAAAAGGGCUCGACAGACACGGCCUGAAGUUCUUCUACGACGGGCAAGGCUUCAUGUCGGUGCAAAUCACGCGCACCGAAUCAACCAUUGCGUUCUACGAUGUGUUUGGCAGAGUAUUGCACAGAUGGCAUGCGUCCAAGCAACUUCACUCCCCAAUAUAGUUGUUAUAGGCAUAUAGUGUAUGAUGAUGAUGAUGCUGCCGCCUAUAUCUGUGUAGAUGAUUUACCACCACCAAGUCCCUGCCUGCCCCAAUUUCACAGUGAUGUUAAUUGCAGAUUAGUGGGCAUUUGUGGAGGGAGGGAGGAGAAUAGGGAUUGGGAUUAUUGUUUAGGAGGGAUGGGCGCAAGUGAUUCCUGUCCUUUUCUUUCACCAAUUUUUCAAGAACUUAAGAUGAAGAAAUCCAAAGUGGAAAUAGAGUUAAUUGAUAAUGUUGAUUCAUUAAUGAAAAAAGUACAAGUAAAAUGCACUCAGAUUCUUUUAUAA